Messenger RNA from Eremothecium sinecaudum, 1713 nucleotides. RefSeq names its product cyclin-dependent serine/threonine protein kinase SSN3 (gene SSN3). Gene Ontology annotation, cellular component: mediator complex; nucleus. Bases 1 to 1713 code for a protein of 570 amino acids. Gene Ontology annotation, molecular function: cyclin-dependent protein serine/threonine kinase activity; ATP binding; RNA polymerase II CTD heptapeptide repeat kinase activity. Gene Ontology annotation, biological process: protein phosphorylation. NCBI's taxonomy places the organism in Eukaryota, Fungi, Ascomycota, Saccharomycetes, Saccharomycetales, Saccharomycetaceae. The record is from RefSeq and is a predicted model, not a curated record. The transcript has a single exon.
AUGAAUAACCAACAUCAUAUCCAACAGAAUAAGUUCUAUUCCAUCUCUAAUCAAGGUCCAGGCAGAAAUGCAUGGUCUCACCAACAACAGCAGCUAUUGGAUAGUAAAGGUAAUACAAACAAUUCAAAAUCACCGAUGUUGAUGGCGAAUAACAACGUGUUCUCUAUUGGCCCUUACCGACAGAGAAAAGAUGCCAGUAGAGUAUCUGUUCUAGAGAGGUUCGAAAUUAUUGGGUAUAUUGCGUCAGGGACCUACGGUAAGGUUUACAAGGCAAAAGCAAAAUCUCCUGUUGCUGAAGAUAGCAAUUCUAGCUCUAAAAAUGGGUUAAUUAAUGGUUCUAUGUUAAAUCUGGAUAAUAAUCAUGGUAAUAUUUCAUUGAAAGACGUCGAUGGUAAUGUGAAUGAUAAUUUACACAUUAAUGAAGAGGUGCUGAAGGACUCAAUAUCGCCGUCUAAUAACAAUGCGCCCGAUCUUGGACAUGGCAAUAGAGGUUCGGGUAAUUCCAUGAAAUUAUCUCCUAAAAAGAAGGGCUCUACUCGAUUUUACGCCAUCAAGAAGUUCAAGACCGAGCGAGAGGGCGUUGAACAACUGCAUUAUAUAGGAAUUUCUCAGAGUGCGUGUCGAGAGAUGUCGUUGUGCCGAGAGCUGGAUAAUAAGCACUUGACUAAGUUGGUGGAGAUAUUCCUGGAGAAGAAGAGUAUUUAUAUGGUGUCUGAAUUUGCAGAGCACGAUUUGCUGCAAAUAAUUCACUUCCAUUAUCAUCCAGAAAAGAGGUUGAUCCCCGCUAGGAUGCUGAAAUCCAUAAUGUGGCAAAUCUUGGAUGGUGUUUCAUACUUGCAUCAAAAUUGGAUCCUACACAGGGAUCUGAAGCCUGCUAAUAUCAUGGUAACAGUGGAUGGUUGUGUGAAGAUCGGUGACCUUGGUUUAGCACGGAAAUUUUAUAACAUGGUCCAGACAUUAUAUACAGGUGACAAAGUUGUUGUCACUAUUUGGUAUCGAGCUCCUGAACUGUUGCUUGGUGCUCGGCAUUACUCCCCAGCAAUAGAUUUAUGGGCUGUGGGGUGCAUAUUGGCGGAAUUAAUUGGCUUGCGUCCUAUAUUCAAAGGUGAAGAAGCCAAAAUGGACUCUAAAAAGAGCGUACCUUUCCAAAGUAACCAACUGCAGAGAAUCUUGGAGGUUCUUGGUACUCCAACUCAACAAAACUGGCCUAAUAUCCACAAAUACCCUGAGUAUGAGCAAUUGGCUAAAUUUUCGAAAUAUAGAGAUAACUUGGCAGUUUGGUACCAAUCGUCUGGUGGAAGAGAUAAAAGCGCGCUAGAUCUCCUUUAUAGAUUAUUGAAAUACGAUCCUAUCACAAGAAUUGACGCUAUACAUGCAUUGGAACAUGAAUAUUUCACGAAUAAUGAUCCUCCAGUGGCUGAAAAUGUUUUUGAGGGUUUGAAUUAUAAAUAUCCACCACGAAGGAUACAUACCAACGAUAAUGACAUCAUGAACUUAGGUGUGAAAAAUAAGAAUGUGUUCAAUCCUCAUAAUACACAACAGCAAUCGGUUAAUAAUGGCGGCGGGGCCAACAGUUCUAUUGGUGGCCUGGGUGUAAACAGAAGGAUUUUAGCUGCUGCAGCCGCUGCCGCAGCCGCAGUCCAAGGUAAUAGUGGUAAUAUAACCUCUGGAAGCUCAAGUGCAAAUGGCCCACGGAGAAAGAAGAAGCGCUAA